AUCGAUGCGAAAUAAAUAUCAACACACAGCUGCUGCGCGUGCGAUUAAACAGCUGUUUGGACGGCAAACGAAAUUGGGGCCAAAAUAAUUUUGUUUCUCUUUUUUGAAAACAAUUAACUCGGCACGUCGUCGCCGCCAAAAUGAGCCACAAAUACAGCCACUAACAAUGGAAACACUACAGUGCGCCAGCGAAGCGGCGCAAAUUCAAGAGCACCAACAACAUCAACAACGACAGACCGAUGCGCUUGCCAACAUUAAACGCGUUUCGUUGCCGUUUGUAAGUCAAAGUCAAAUGGAUACGGAUACGGAGACGGAUGCGUAUAUGGCCAAAGCGGAGGAUGUGUCACAAAUGGUGAAGCAGAAGCCACAGCAUGCGGAAGCACUUGUUGGCGGCAGCUCACAGCUCGUGAAUCUCGGUAGCACACAUAGCCUGUACGACAAUGUGGUCAGCAUACCCAAGGAGCUCAUACUCAUAUCGCUCGUCUCGCAGGAGCAGGCGCUCUACAAUCCCAAACAUCAGCUCUAUCGCAGCACCAAAAGCAAGGAUGAGAAGUGGACGGAAAUCGGCAGUCGUGUGGGUUGGACAGAUACGCAAUGCAAGGGCAAAUGGAAGGCGAUGCGGGAUCAAUAUUGCCGGGAGCUAAAGCGCGCCAAACUGAAUACCAAAGGCAACGUCAAGUGGAAGUACUUUAAGGAACUGGACUUUCUACGUCCCUAUGCGCUGGCACGCAACUAUCGCUCACGCGGUGCACAGAAUGGCCAUAAUGCAACCAUAUUCAUUACUGCAACGCUGCCAUAUAUGACCAGCACUGAUGUCGCCACCACCAACAACAGCAGCGGCAUCCACAACAAUGGGCACAACAACACCACAAACAACAACAACUCUUUUAGCAACAGCAACAGCAGCAGCCAAAACCUUAAUUUAUCCGCUGAGCCCAGCAAAUUUGCCAAUAUCAAAAUCGAGGAUCGAAAUGGCACAAUGCUGGAAAAUUGCACCUUUGUGGCAGCAGCAACGACAACGGUGUCAACGGCGGCAACCGCAACAGCAACAACUGCUGCAAAUGUUGAUAAGAAACCGGAUGCGACACGUGGCCUCAUGAGUGCGCUUAUGGCGGGACAAAUGCUGGAACAUCAACAGCAGCAGCAGCAACCACACCAGGACACCAAUUGGAACUAUUUGAGUGAUGCCAGUGGAAAUGGUGUUGGGUCCACGACAACAAUGACGGUCACUUGCGAGACACCAAAUCAAACGCUCUACAACGAUUUCGUUGAUUGUGUAAAUGCUGCGAGUGCUGUCAAUCAAAACUCGACGCGCAAUAAUCAAAGCAAUGCCGAUGAGGAUGAUGAUGAUCCCAUACACACAUAUCUCAACUUGGAGAGCUACUUCGAGAAAGAGCUAAUCACACUCAUCGAGCAAGAGGAUAUGAUCUACAACUACAGCAAUCAAAACUAUCGCAAUGUCAAACUAAAGCAUGAAGUCUGGGAUGAAAUAGCGCGCAAAUUGAAAAAGCCAGUCAAGCAGUGCAGGCAGAAGUGGAAGGCACUGCGCGAUCAAUAUGCACGCGAAUACAAACGUCUGAAAACCCAACUGCAUAUGGACGUCACAUCGCGCUGGAAACACUACGAUUCGCUCGGUUUUCUACAAAAAUACAUACAACAAAAGUCGCUCGAUGGCGACACGUUAGGUUUGCUGCUGCCCAAGCAUGAGGCUGUAGGCGAGCUGGAUGAGCAUUUGGGAACUCAAUCGCCCUUGCGGCAUUCCGAGCCACAGGUCAGCACUCUGGAGGCAUCGCCCAGCAGCUCCUCCCAGCUGAAUAUGUCCACACUGCCGCCGCUAACGGGACCAACCAAAGCCGAGCUAUCUGCAACAAUACAACAACAACAGCAGCAGCAACAGCAGGAGGUGCAACAGGCUAGCGAGCUGUGUGUGGCUAGCUAUGAUGAAAUGGACAUUGAAAACUAUAUAAAUGGCGAUGUAGUGCACGAUGACGAUGAGGAGGAUGAGAAUGAGGAUAUGGAUACAACGGCAACAACAGAAGAACCCACACAACAACAACAACAGCAACAGCAUGUUGUUAGCUAUGAAAAUAAUGAGGACUCGGUUUAUAUGGCCGUACAGAGUGUUAGCAAUGCGCUCUCCAAGCCCGAUCAGCAGCUGAAUGAAACUGGCAGUAGUCUGGAGCCGCAGCAAUUGCAACAGCAUCAACUGCAAACUGCCAGCGAAUAUGCGCAACCUAAGCUGGAGGUGCACACGCCGACAUCGACACGAUUUCAGAAUUCGGCCAAUACACCUUCGACGGCUAGUCAGGCACUGUUUCCACUGGGCGCCUGUUCUAUGGCCACGGAGGAGGAUGAAAUUGGUGCCUUCUUUAAGGCCGUUGCCAUGAAAAUACGCAAGGCACACCUGGAGCCGGUGGCCUUCACAGAUCUGCAAAUCAACAUAUUGGGUGUCAUUAACGAGGCGCUGCGUAAUCACUAGCCAUAUACGUUGAAGCCGAGAUAUGGAUCACUAAAUCACUGGAACAGAUCUCGUUGGAUCCCAAAACAAAACAAAAAACAACAAAAAAUACAAAUAUAAAUAAAAAUAAUUCAAAGUGGUUUCACAGCGUUGCGCGUUAUUAGCUCUUAAGUGUUAUUUUGGAUUUUUAGCAUGAUUUCACACAUAAUCUACUUAAUUUGUCUUUGUCAUUUUUAAAUUUACAACACAACACAACCAACAAACACACGCAACACAACUUACACAAAAACUUGUAUAACAAUUGAGCAUAAGUUUCUCUUUGUACAUAGGCCAAAAUUUGGCAAGCAAACAGUAAUGUUGUUUAGCUUUAGUGUGCUUCCGGUAGACACAACUGGAACUAAAAUACAAAAAUUGUUAUAGACCUGAUAACAACAUAUUGUGUACUCAAAACGAAAUGGAACAACAUAGUAAACGAAAAAUACUAUAUGCAUAUUUUUCAAAACAA
Messenger RNA from Drosophila grimshawi, 2963 nucleotides. RefSeq lists its product as uncharacterized. Lineage: Eukaryota; Metazoa; Arthropoda; Insecta; Diptera; Drosophilidae. The record is from RefSeq and is a predicted model, not a curated record. Gene Ontology annotation, cellular component: nucleus; transcription regulator complex. The coding region runs from base 167 to 2479 and encodes 770 amino acids. The transcript is spliced from 5 exons. Gene Ontology annotation, biological process: regulation of transcription by RNA polymerase II.